This is a messenger RNA of Elaeis guineensis (African oil palm), 2265 nucleotides long. RefSeq names its product golgin candidate 2. Gene Ontology annotation, biological process: Golgi organization; retrograde transport, vesicle recycling within Golgi. Gene Ontology annotation, cellular component: Golgi cisterna; Golgi membrane. The record is from RefSeq and is a predicted model, not a curated record. NCBI's taxonomy places the organism in Eukaryota, Viridiplantae, Streptophyta, Magnoliopsida, Arecales, Arecaceae.
CUCUCCGUUACGGUAGGGACUGGUUUUGCCGUGUUCCGUCCCAACCUGCCAACAUCCGUCCUGCGUUAUUGGCCACUGCAGAGCGUAAGAAGAAACUGCGCCCGUGUUCCAUCCCAACCUAACAACAUUCGAUCUACGUUAUCUGCCGGGGCUGCGGGCCGCGGCCGCUCAUGGCGGGAUGGAUCUCCUCCAAGCUCAAGGUUGCAGAGACGUUCCUCCAACAGAUCGAUCAGCAAGCAGCCGAAUCUCUGGGCAAGAACGUCGGGCCCCGAUCCCCAUCCAAGGCACCGGGCAGCAGCGACGAGAUCCCCAAAAGGACCGACUCGGCUCUUCCCCUCAAGUACCAGCUCCCGAAAAAAUCGCCCCCGCCGCCUGAUAUCGGUCAUCCGCGCGGCAAGCGCCUAGCUGCCGCCCAGCCGCCCUCCCCCGCCACUGAUCCCGAUCCGGCCAUCGCCGACGGCGACUGGACCGAGCUCCUUGGCUCUCCGAAGCCAGCCAGCGCCGCAGCCCGCCCCGAUGGCGGCACCACCAAGAAACCCAUGGCCCGCAAGGGAUCUCGCAGCGCCCAGAAGCUCGGAACGAGACCGAACUUUGCCGUGCCGGAAGGCGAACUUGUUAUUAAGGGUCCGUCUCGGGAAGAAGAACGAGAACGAGAACCCCCGUCUUCUGAAGUUCCAUCCUCUCGAGGAUCAUCAGAUUCCAGGCAGGGCACACCUUCUCCAGAAGAAUCUAUUAAAGGAGGACCUGGAUCACGGCUUUCUCAGUUGGAGAUUCACCGGGGAGACGUCCGCACUCUUGGCCUAAGGGAGAUGGAUUCGCCAUCACGAGAUGAUAAGGAGGUGGUUGGUGGUGAUGGUAGGAAAAGUAGUGGCAUUGCUGAGGGAGCGCAUCCUAACGUACCAGUUCCGAGGAACUCGGACACUCCUGAUAAUUCAAGGAGUUUUUUGGGGAGCAGUGAUGAGUCUGAGUCAGGGAGCAAUUCGUCCUCUACAUCAGAUUCGGAAAAUGAAAGCAAGAGGAGGGCAGAGAGGAGGAGGAGGAGGCAGCAGAUGUUGGCUGAAAAGAUGAAGGCGAUUGCUGCUGAGGCCAUCAAAGAACGCGAGAACAUUGUCGCCAGAUUAGAGGGUGAGAAGCAGAGCCUGGAGAAAAUACUUGUGGAGCGGGAGAAGAAACAAGCAGAAGAGGCUUCAGAGUUACAGAUGAGUAUGAUUGAAACCUUAGAGGCUGUAGAGAAGGAGAAAGAGAAACAUAAUAGUACAAGAAUGGAAGCUCUUGCUCGCUUGGCUAAGCUUGAGGCUACAAAUGCAGAUCUUGCAAGGUCACUUGCAACAAACCAAUGGAAUCUAGAAAUGGAGGUGAAUCGGGUUGCUGAACUUUGGCAACAAAUUGAAUUGAAGGAAUUGACUCAAGAAGAAUACAAAAGGAAGAUGUCUAAGACCCAUCAGGUUGCCUCCACUCUAGAUGAAACAGAUUCCUUGAGAAGGUCUCAACUCGAACAAGAAAUGCUUGGUGCAGAGUUCUCUUUCAUAUGUGAUAAAAUUGUGAAGUUGAAGGCCAUGGCAAAGAAGUUAGAAGACAACAUUGAAAUUACAAGAAGAGAGAUGCUGCAUCCAACUGAAGUAGAGGUUGAACUUAAAAAAAGGCUUGAUCAACUCACUGAUCGCUUAAUUCAGAAACAAACACAGGUUGAGUCUCUAUCAUCUGAGAAAGCAACACUGAUGCUGAGAAUGGAGAUGGUUUCCAAGUUGCUUGAUGAAAGUGGGUUGUCACUGCAAGCAAAUGAUUUUGCAGACUAUUUAGAAACUGGUUUAGCCAAUUUAUCAGCAAGAGUUGAUAUUGAGGCUGGGACAUGGCAAUUAUCAAGUUCGGUGCUAAAUCCAGCACUCCAUGAUAGAAUGAGAACCGGGCAGCAGCAACUAGGAUCUGUUCUUCGGCAGUUGGAUGCUAUCUUCUCUGCUGGUGUCGUCUGUCUGAGGAGAAAUCCAAAGGCCCAGAUCUGGUCGCUGCUUUAUCUUUUGUGCCUCCAUCUGUGGGUCAUGUAUAUACUAACCUCGCAUUCCCCAGUGUCAGAUAGUGCUAGACCUGGUGCAGUUUUCUCUUUAGAAGCCAUAAAUAAGACAUCAGGUUCCUGAUGUCAUACAAAUUUGCUGCUUGUUUUCUUUAUAUUUUGUAAUGUUAUUAUUCUUUAGGAGCAAUUAUGUUGUCAAAUGAGAUCUCAUUACCGUUCUUGAAAUGGAAAUAUGGAGGAAUGUUGUGUUGUGAGGU